GCAGCACAGUGGACAGGAAAUUCUCUGGCAACUUUCUUUGGUUAAGCUAAAUAACUCAAAAAUGCCGGAAAAAGUGAAUUACUACAUGUGCUUACAUCAAGAAGGAAUUGCCAGCAUUCCACGACUUAUAGAUAAGGCCUAUUCCAAUAAUUACAAUGUUGUGGCAACAUCUAUCAAUGCAAACAUGCUGCCCAUGGAUCCCUUUGAGACAGAUCCCACUUAUCCGGCAACUGUUUUGGGCGCCGUUGAAUGGAACUCUAAGGUAAUCUUUGUUUUAUCCGAUGUUGAUGUGGAUUCGCCGAAUGCCAAGCUGAGAGAGUAUUCCAAGACGUUGCUGCUAAGGGAUGUCACCUGGGCAGAGCAUUUGCAGAAUGUGGGAAGCGUAAUGGUGAAGCUAAGAGGACCAAACAACAAUCAGCUGGCCGAGAUUAUGAAGACCAAGUCAAAAGGUCAUUGGUUUGUUCAAGUUCCUAUCACAAAUCCUGAGCUGGCCACCUUUGAGCAUCGCAAAGAUGCCACCGAGGAGGAAGUGAUGCGGGCAGAAGAAGAUGAUACCUGGCAUUGGUGGAAUAAUCUACGCUUUGCUGUCGAUCACUAUCCAAAAGUUAAGGUCGUGAUUGUCCUUAACGAUUCCGAUCGUCCGAAUUCCGAGACAGUUCGCCGUUGGUUAGGCGAACCCAUUGAAGCCAUUGUUAUACCCUCCUCCCUAUUUGUUAGAAAUCGCACCAAUUACUGUGUACUGCAUCGGGAAUGGCAAGAGAUUAUUGGUCACUUUAUUUCUGUAAGAGCUAAUAUCAUAAUCUCAGCAAAUCCCAGUGACAACGCAUUAUCCCAAUAUUCUGACUAUAUGAAGAAGCUAAUCAAUGAUCAUUGCGAUACUCACGAGCUUAACAGUUAUGAGAACAUGCUGGAGAUUCCCUUACAACCGCUGUCCGAAAAUCUGGACUCGUAUACCUAUGAGGUAUUUGAGGCUGAUCCCGUCAAGUAUAAACUAUAUCAAGAUGCCGUGCAGCAGGCUCUUCUAGAUCGUGUGGCUGACACUGAUGCGGCCAAAGGCAAAGUUACUGUUGUAAUGCUAUUGGGUGGCGGUCGUGGUCCUUUGGCCCGUGCUAUAUUUAAUGCAGCUGAAUUAAGCGAGCGUAAGGUUCGUCUCUAUAUCAUUGAAAAGAAUUCCAGUGCUAUACGUACGCUCUCCAAUAUGGUCAAAACACUGUGGCCCAAUAAAGAUGUUCAUAUAUUCUCCAAAGACAUGCGUGACUUUUCACCACCGGAAUUGGCUGAUAUUUUGGUAUCUGAGCUCCUUGGAUCUUUCGGCGAUAAUGAACUCUCACCGGAAUGUUUGGAUGGCGCCCUAAAGCUACUUAAACCCGAUGGCCUUAGCAUACCAUAUAAAUCUACUUCCUAUAUUAAUCCGAUAAUGUCGGCCAUAUUGCAUCAGAAUGUUUGCCAACAGGUGCCCUCCGUGUCGGCAUUUAAUUAUGGCUAUGUAUCGCUAUUGAAGAAUAUUUAUCACAUUGACGAGCCUCAGGCUCUAUUUGAAUUCUGUCAUCCAAAUCGUGAAGAGAUUGUCGAUAAUACCAGAAAUGCCAAACUUGAGUUUAAAGCUAUAAAAGAUUGCGUUGUGCAUGGAGUUGGUGGUUACUUUGAUACACAUUUGUACAAGGACAUAACAUUGAGUAUUAAUCCUUUGACUCAUACACCGGGAAUGUUUUCUUGGUUUCCCAUGUUUUUUCCCACGCAACCCAAAACAGUGAAAAAGGAUGAUGUUAUAACUAUAGAAUUUUGGCGCUGUGUGGAUAAGCAACAAGUGUGGUACGAAUGGAAAGUAAAUGACUGGGAGCAUCAUAAUGUCAAGGGAAUUGGCUAUAAUAUGAAACUAUAACUAUAUACUAAAAGGUCUUGAUAGAUGUGACAAAUAAAAUUCAAAUCUAUUUGAAAUGUCUGCGACGAUUUA
Drosophila willistoni is the source of this 1954-nucleotide messenger RNA. RefSeq names its product protein arginine N-methyltransferase 5 (gene csul). The transcript is spliced from 6 exons. NCBI's taxonomy places the organism in Eukaryota, Metazoa, Arthropoda, Insecta, Diptera, Drosophilidae. Gene Ontology annotation, cellular component: nucleus; cytosol. The record is from RefSeq and is a predicted model, not a curated record. Bases 62 to 1882 code for a protein of 606 amino acids. Gene Ontology annotation, biological process: regulation of DNA-templated transcription; peptidyl-arginine N-methylation.